GACUACAUAUAGUUUACCCACUAUUUAUAUAUACACACACUUCCCCUUGCCUCUCAAGUAAAACUAAAAAACAUUCCUCUCUAUCCACUUAUAAUCACACCAAAACGACUAUAGAAAACUUAUAAUUCUUUAUUUUCCUAGAUAUGGAUCGACUGCCAAAAUGCGGGGCGAAUUAUGUGCCACUGACCCCCAUCACAUUCUUGAGAAGGGCAUCAAAGUGUUACGCCAACCGCACCUCCCUCAUCUACUCCGGCGUCCGCUUCACCUGGCGCCAGACCUACCUCCGCUGCCUCCGCCUCGCCUCCUCCCUCCGCCGCGCUCUCAAUGUCGCCAAGAACGACGUGGUACGUAUUCCAUCUUCGAGUUGGACCCGUUUACCAUUACUUUUAAUUUUCUUUCCUAAUAAUGUGUUUGUGUAUUUAAUUAAUUUAUAGGUUUCGGUGCUGGCCCCGAAUGUGCCCGCAAUGUACGAGAUGCACUUCGCAGUCCCGAUGGCUGGGGCGGUGUUGAACGCCGUCAACACCAGGCUGGACGCGAAGGGCAUCGCCGUCAUCCUCAAGCACUCCGAGGCCAAGGUCUUCUUCGUCGACUGCGAGUACGUGGACAAGGCAAGCAAGGCACUUGAGCUGCUGAUGGCAUCAAACACUCCAAUGCCGCUAGUGGUGGUUAUCGAUGACGUCGCCUCCCCCACUGGGACCCGGUUGGGCGAGCUCGAGUACGAACAGUUAGUGUUCCAAGGUCGCCUACCCGAUCGCGAGGAGGCCGUUGCGGUGGAUGACGAAUGGGACGCGAUCACGCUGAGCUACACGUCGGGCACCACCUCCGAGCCCAAAGGGGUCGUGUACAGUCAUAGGGGAGCCUUUCUGAGCACUUUGAGCUUGAUUUUGGGGUGGGAGAUGGGAACCCAACCCGUCUAUUUGUGGUCACUUCCCAUGUUUCAUUGCAACGGGUGGACCUUCACUUGGGGGAUCGCCGCCCGCGGCGGGACAAAUGUCUGCAUCCGCAACACCACUGCAGGAGAAAUGUACAAUGCCAUAACGGAGCACGGUGUAACCCACAUGUGUUGCGCCCCCAUCGUGUUUAACAUUCUGUUGGAGGCGCAGCCACACGAGCGCCGGGAGCUGGCUUCUCCAGUCAGCAUUCUAACCGGAGGGGCCCCGCCUCCCCCGGCGCUCUUGGAAAGGAUCGAGGCACUUGGGUUCCACGUCGUGCACGCUUACGGCCUCACCGAGGCCACCGGACCUGCCAUGGUCUGCGAGUGGCAGGGAAAGUGGAACCAGUUGCCCGUAGAAGAGCAGGCAGGCCUGAAGGCGAGACAAGGGAUCAACAUACUCACACUCGCGGACGCCGACGUGGUCCGAGAUCUCAGAACCAUGGAGAGGGUCCCGCGCGACGGGCGGAGCAUGGGCGAAAUCGUCCUCCGGGGAAGCAGCAUCAUGAAGGGCUACUUCAAGAACGAGAAGGCCAACUCCGAGGCCUUCAGAGACGGGUGGUUCGUCACCGGAGACGUUGGGGUCAUCCACCCCGACGGUUACCUGGAAAUCAAAGACCGGUCCAAAGACGUGAUCAUCUCCGGCGGGGAGAACAUCAGUAGCAUCGAAGUGGAGAACGCGAUCAUGAAGCACCCGGGCGUCUCUGAAGUCUCGGUUGUAGCCAUGCCGCACCCAAGGUGGGGCGAGAGCCCGUGCGCCUUCGUGGUCCGGAGAGCCGCUGCCAAUGCCGGUAACACGAGCGAAGCGGACAUCGUCGCACAUUGCCGGAAAACUCUUUCCGGUUACAUGUUGCCAAAGAAGGUCGAGUUCGUGAGAGAAUUGCCAAAGACAUCCACCGGGAAAGUUCAGAAACACUUGCUUAGGGAGAUGGCGAAGACGUGGGCGGAAAUUAGCAGGGGUGAUGAAUCCGCUGCAACAAGUAUUAGUAAGAGGAAACCCCACAAGGAAAAACAGCUACCAUAUGCUAAUAAUAAUAAUAAUUACCAUUAUCAACCUCAAGAGCAAAUCCUUGCUUUGUCCCGUUUAUGACUUCUAUCUACUGCUCCGUUCCACUACAUAACCAAUGCUCCGCCACCGCACUUCCACCGUCAUAUUCUCACUACCAACACGGCGCUGCCUCCAUCACCGUCACAAUACCGCCAUCACCACCGUACUGCCACUGGAUUUCCGGCUGUAUGAGGCCACCACACUGGCAGGGAUUUCACUGGAAUUUUAUUUUUUUGUAAAGAUAUCACAAGUACUCCUUCAUCAAGAGACAAUGCAAUUAGCUGGAUUUAAUAAUUUACUUAACAGCAGACUUUGGACAUAUGAAGUGUUCUUAAUAUUCUAUCUACUGCAAUUGAUUAGGCUUUGGUUUCAUUUGAAGGUUGAGAAUUGAAAUGUACUCACCGCCUUCAUCAGUGUUAACAGUUGAAGAAUUGAAUUAUGGGUAUCAUCUCGCCUUUCAUUUCUUCUUAGAUCCAUUUUUUUUUGAGAUGACCAGAUCCGAACCCGGAUCCGAAGCUUUGUAUCUCUUGAACUGGAUCUGGGAGGAUUCGCGGUUGCUUCCGUUGAAGGUAUGGAGAGAAGUGACGCAGCAAUCCUUUUAGGCUGCGCCGGCAGGUGACCACCGUGUACUCUUCUUCCAGGCUGCCUGGUUCCCGGAGGAGUCGCGUCCGAAUUCUGUAUAGAUUCACUGGGAUUGGAGUAGAGCCUCUGGAUUUUUGGCCGUGUGAGACCACAUCGGCGGAAAUUUCAACAACGGCAAUACAGUAGAGCUCCCAUG
Molecule: messenger RNA, 2757 nt
Organism: Cuscuta campestris
Lineage: Eukaryota; Viridiplantae; Streptophyta; Magnoliopsida; Solanales; Convolvulaceae
Source: the annotation of a GenBank genome assembly